CCACUCUAUGUAGGUGGGGUCAUCACAAUCAAUCUCUCUCACUUUCACUGAAAACCCUAAAUUCCCAAACCCUAACAUGACUUCAGACUUAGUUAUUCACCCUUUUCCUCACCCCACCACCACCACCGUCGCCACCGCCGGCACCACCACCAUCACCACCGGAACCGCCUCCAAUUCCAAGGCGAAACUCGCUGUCACCAGAAAACCUGCCACCACCACCCGCUCCACCAAGGACCGCCACACCAAGGUUAACGGCCGCGGUCGCCGCGUCCGCAUGCCGCCGCUCUGCGCCGCCCGGAUAUUCCAGCUUACCCGAGAACUCGGCCACCGCUCCGAUGGCGAGACAAUCGAGUGGCUCCUCCGUCAUGCUGAGCCUUCCAUCAUCGCCGUUACCGGCACCGGAACUGUCCCUGCUGCUCCCAUCUCCACCGUCGCUCCCUCUUCCUCCACUCCCGCGCCAUCGGUCUCUUGCCCCGUUCAGGCAGUCUCCGAGGUGAGCGCCGCCGGCAUGGGCAUGGGCAUGUUCAGCGUGCAGCCGAGUUGCCGGCUCGACCUGUGCCAGCCGGCGGGGAUGGAUUACCCGGCGGUGAGUGGUUACCGGAACAUGCCGUUCACGGCGUUGCUGCUGCAGCCGGCGACGGCGGCGGAGGAGAAUCAGCAAGAGCAGGCUCUCAGCAAACAGUAAUCGUGUUUCUCUUUCAGAGCUGUGUGGAAUUAAUGUGACUUUGUUUUUGUGGGUAGGAAGAGAAACAUGUAAAUUAUUAUGAAUAUGAAUAUGAAUAUGAAUAUGAAGGAUGUUUUGUUAUAUAAAUAUGAAGUUAUAUUUGGAUU
Lotus japonicus is the source of this 831-nucleotide messenger RNA. Its product is annotated as transcription factor TCP11-like. Gene Ontology annotation, cellular component: nucleus. NCBI's taxonomy places the organism in Eukaryota, Viridiplantae, Streptophyta, Magnoliopsida, Fabales, Fabaceae. Gene Ontology annotation, molecular function: DNA-binding transcription factor activity; sequence-specific DNA binding. Bases 77 to 685 code for a protein of 202 amino acids. The transcript has a single exon. The record is from RefSeq and is a predicted model, not a curated record.